ACAAUAUUUUGAUCCAUUAUUGACUUUUCCAUUGUAUACUCUUGUUUGAUAAUGCUCAUUGAAAUUGUUCUGAAGUUUGAUUCUUUGUUGCUUUGAUGGUUGUCACUUUUGUUUAAGAUUGUUGCAAGUUGUUUUGUUAUUGAAAUUGUGGGUUUUGGUUUUAAGAUUGAGUUUCUUAAGACUUGAUCAUUAACUAAUGUUUACACAAUUAAUAUCAGAAUUUAUCAUGGUUGAUGUAAUCAGUUGAAUUUAACAAAACAAUGGUAGUUAUCUGCUUGCAAACUGUUUUCUUGAAUUUGUGGGUAUUGGUUAUGGGAUUGAGUUUCUUAAGACUUGAUGAUUAACUAAUAUUUAUGCAAUUAAUAUCAGAAUUGAUCAUGAUUGAUGUUAUGUUAAGUCAAAAGAAUUAUGGAUCUUCGUCAAAUUUUAAGCGACCAAGAGUCUCUGCUUUUCGUGACUAUCCUAGAGAGUGUGGAAUGUUGGACCCUAGCGUGAAGCUGAGAAAAGGACGAGAAGAGAUUGCUAAUGUCCACCUUUGCACUUGCCGACCUGUUUUAAGAAAGUAUCCUCCUCCUAAAAUUCGGAAAAGGAUACCUAUCACACGGGAUUUUCCUGUCAAGCCGAAUGCUCCUGCUGUUUUGAGAGACCGGAUAUCUGAUUCCAAGGGGAGUAAUCCAGCUAAUGAGAUGUCUGUGGCAGAUUACAAAGGAUCGGAUGGUUUUGAUGCAACUAAUGUUCAUGUGUGCAUGGAUGCUAAACAGGGCAACUUGUCAGGUAUUAGGCACUCCAAGCCAUCUAAUGCUCCUAAUGCUAAUAAUGUUUGUGAUAUUCAUGCGUGCAUAAAAUACAGGAAGAGAUCUAUGUCUAUGGUCUUUAGGGAUUGCAAACUGAUGGAUGGUUCUAUUCUUUGUACAGAUGUUAGAGAAUCCAGCUUGUCAAUGGUUGUUGGGGAUGAGCAAUAUGAAGGGGAUGUUUCUAUUGCAAAUAAUGUUUAUGCGUGCCCUGAUGUUUGGGACUCCAAGCCAUCUAAUAUUCCUAAUGCCACAAAUGUUCAUGAUAUUCGUGCCUUUGUAGAACCUAAAGAAGAUGGUAUGUUCAUGGUCUUUAAGGAUUGCAAACUUAUGGAUGUUUCUAUUUUAACUAAAGGGAGCUUAUCAGUGGUUGUUAGGGAUGAGCAAUGUUCAGAUGCCCUAUUUGAGGAGCAUGAUUACCAAGCAGCCGUUAAUGACGAAGAGCAAUGUUCAGAUGCCCUAUUUGAUGCGAAUGAUUACCAAGCAGCAUUUAGUGAUGAAGGUGUUAAAGCAGCCACUUUUGUGGAUGUAAAUAAUUCUCAAGUUGGUCUUAGCAUGAGAAUUAAUUGUGACAAGGUGAAAGAGGUUAUAAAUCUUUUUCAAGAGGUUCACUCUAAACUCUUAGAUGAUAAGGGAAGGAAACAAAAAGGAAGUCUUACUCUAGAAGCUGCUUCAAUUCUUCACAAGCAGCAAAAGUGGAUCAACAUGAAUAGGCGUUUAGGCCCUAUCCCAGGAAUUGAAGUAGGUGACUACUUUGACUGGAGGGCUGAAUUAAACAUAAUUGGCCUCCAUCGUCAACAUUUUCACGGUAUAGAUUAUAUGGAGUUGGAUGGGAGAAUACUAGCAACAAGCGUUGUGGACUCUGGUCGAUAUGACAAUGUUUUGAAGUCAAACGAAGAACAAGAGUUUCCAGAUACCCUAAUUUAUUCAGGUGAAGGUGCAAAUCCAAAGGUUCAAAGUACAAAAUCUAUAGAUGACCAAAAACUAGAACGAGGAAACCUUGCAUUAAAGAAUAGCUCGGAGGUUAAAACCCCUAUAAGGGUUAUUCGUAAGGUUUCCUUUGUUGCUAGCAGUGGGAAGACUAUAUACCGCAAAUUUGUUUAUGAUGGGUUGUAUUUUGUUGAUAGUUAUCGACAAGAAAGAGCAUCAUCUGGUAAGCUCGUUUUUAAGUUCAUGUUGAAGAGAUUUCCCGGGCAACCAAAAGUUGAUUGGACAAAAUUUGUAAGGAAAAAGCUUGUUUGUGUGAAUGAUAUUUCUCAAGGUAAAGAGAUGAUACCUAUUCGUGCAUUGAAUGCAUUGGACGACGAGAAGCCUCCUAUUUUUAAUUAUGUAACCUCUGUGACAUAUUCGGAGUCCUAUCAUCCUUCCAUGAUUGAAGAUGGUUGUGAUUGUAGUGAUGGAUGCUCGGACUCUGAGGAUUGCCCUUGCAUCAUCAAGAGUGGGGGAUCAACAUACAAUUAUGAACAACGCAUUAUGAAGGCAAAGCCCCUUGUCAUCGAGUGUGGGCCUUGUUGUAAGUGCUUCACUUCUUGUAUUAAUAGAGUAAGUCAACGUGGAAUUCGUUUUCCUUUAGAAAUUUUUAAGACUAAAACAAAAGGAUGGGGUGUUAGAUCACGAUCUUGGAUCCCAUGUGGAAGUUUUAUUUGUGAGUAUACAGGUGAAAUCAUUCCAGAUAAGGAAAGUGAACGAAGGAUAGGUAAGGAUGAGUACUUGUUUGAUAUAGGAAAUAGCUAUGGUGAUCAUUCUUUGCGAGAUACAAAUACUCUCGGCUCUUCUGAGGGAAAUGAAUGUUUCACCAUUGAUGCUGCUCAAGUUGGCAAUGUGGGACGAUUCAUCAAUCAUGGUUGCUCUCCCAAUCUUUUUACUCAGGAUGUUCUCUUUGAUCAUGAUAACAAAAGUAUGCCACACGUUAUGCUAUUUGCUAUGGAAGAUAUACCUCCUUUGGAGGAGUUAACCUAUGAUUAUAAUUAUAAGAUAGGCGAAGUUUGUGAUGCAAAUGGUAAUAUCAAGAUGAAGAAUUGUUAUUGUGGCUCUAGUGAGUGUACUGGGAGGAUGUACUAGUGAAGAUGUAUUCUUAUUUUGUUCCUUUGAGUAUUUAAU
Messenger RNA from Durio zibethinus, 2891 nucleotides. Lineage: Eukaryota; Viridiplantae; Streptophyta; Magnoliopsida; Malvales; Malvaceae. The record is from RefSeq and is a predicted model, not a curated record.